AUGGCCGACGAGUUCUACCUCUCGCUCGCAUGCUUUUCGUGCGUCUACUUUAUCAAGCAAACGUUCGCUAUUCCGGGCUCGGUCGUCUUGAACCUCCUCGCGGGCGUCUUGCUGCCGCUCCACGUGACCUUCCCUGUCCGCUUUGUCGCCGAGACCGAAUACCUCUUGCCUAGGAAGUUGGACGUGCUCCAGGCCACGAGCACGCAGGCCCAGGUCGAGAACCGCCUCUUCUUUGUAUUGCUUUUCCUGCGCACCUUUCCCUUCUCGCCGAAUUGGCUCCUCAACAUUGCCAGUCCGUACUUGUGCAUUCCGAUGCACCUCUUUGCUCCUGCAUCGUUUCUCGGGCCCAUGCCAUACAACUUUGUCACGGUCAAGGCGGGCUCGAUGCUGGUGCAGCUCACGAGCGUGCGCGAUAUUCUCGACACGCAGACGCUCCUUGGGUUCCUCGCGCUGACGUCGGCAAUGCUGAUUCCAGCGAUGGUCAAGAAGCGCGCUGGCGCCAAGAAAAACAACCGAUAA
Messenger RNA from Saprolegnia parasitica CBS 223.65, 519 nucleotides. RefSeq lists its product as hypothetical. Lineage: Eukaryota; Oomycota; Saprolegniomycetes; Saprolegniales; Saprolegniaceae. The record is from RefSeq and is a predicted model, not a curated record. The transcript is spliced from 2 exons. Bases 1 to 519 code for a protein of 172 amino acids.